This is a messenger RNA of Anguilla rostrata (American eel), 4622 nucleotides long. It is a transcript of the gene agpat5, whose product is annotated as 1-acylglycerol-3-phosphate O-acyltransferase 5 (lysophosphatidic acid acyltransferase, epsilon). NCBI's taxonomy places the organism in Eukaryota, Metazoa, Chordata, Actinopteri, Anguilliformes, Anguillidae. The transcript is spliced from 8 exons. Gene Ontology annotation, molecular function: acyltransferase activity. The coding region runs from base 1025 to 2122 and encodes 365 amino acids. The record is from RefSeq and is a predicted model, not a curated record. Gene Ontology annotation, cellular component: mitochondrion; endomembrane system.
AAAGUACAUUAUCUCUGUACUGGCCUGGUGGCCCAAGAACAACUUUUCUAACAUGGAUUCCAUGAGGAGUAUGACUUUGUAACAGAGCGGUACACGGGGCAGUUACAAAACGGCAGAAUUUGUUAGCUAAGUAGCUCACGACAUGACUGGCUAGCUAGAUGUUAGAAGAAAGCAUUCUGCUUUAAGCUAGCUAAACGGUUACAAAAAUGCCAUCCGGGUUUGUUAAAGAUACUGUUUAACGUUGGCUAGCACUGUUACCUAGCGAACGUUACGUUUACUAACCAGCUAAUUAGAUAAGAUUUCUUUAGUUUUAUUCUCGGCAGUUUGUCAUAAGCGAAAGGUAUCUAGCUACGGAAAUGUCCUGGUAUUGACAAUGAGUUUUUAUGAGUAGUCGUUAGUACUGGCCAUUUGGGGGUUUUUUUAUCGAAACGAUAAAUGUAUGUACAAAGAUCUUAUACUGCCAUGUGUAAUCGCGUGGAGCUACUUCUGUUAGAUGAGGUGGGUUGCUAGUUACCUACCCACAAUUUAGUUAUUUUUGUCUCGGUGUUUAUUUCUUAAUUACUAGCUUGAAAUUCAGUAAUUAGUCUUCAACUAAUGUUAGUUGACUGUCGUGGGCUUUACUCUGUCUGAUUAAGUAUUAUCGGUACGGUUACUCUUGCAUUGCAUGCAGAUAUUUGCGAACGUUAGGCAACUAGCUAAACUUUCCUCGAUGACAGCUGAGUAGCUAAGACUAACGUUACAUACUUUUAUAGGUGCUUCCAAUUCUAUUGGCUAGUUAAGAAUACCCAGACGUCUUUAAGACUGCGUUUGUGGUCUGAACACCUGGGGAUCAUGAGGGAAAUUCUAAUGAGAUUCAAUCAGGAGCCAAAAAACGAAAGAUACCGUAAAACACACCCCUGGUAAAGUUGACAUCAGAGCGAAAAAACGCGGUAGAUAACUCCCUAGCUAAGCUUUGUCCAGAUAGGUAGUUAGCUUGCAAGAGAGCGUGUCGCUGUAAAAGUGCAUCUUAUUUUUAGAUUUUAAAAUGCUGCUGUCCCUGGUCGUACACACAUACUCGUUGCGGUACUGGCUUCCAGCCGCUGUAAUGUUGGGCACAGCACCGGCAUACGUGCUGUCUUGGAGUGCUUGGAGACUGCUGUCUACGAUACUACCGCGCAGGCCGUUCCACGUAAUGGAUGACCUUUUCUAUGCGAUUUAUCAGAGCAUGGUCCUCUUCUUCUUUGAGAAUUACACAGGCGUUGAGGUCCUCAUUUAUGGAGAUAUACCAAAGAAUAAAGAGAAUGUGGUUUACCUUUCCAACCACCAAUGCACAGUGGACUGGAUCAUUGCUGACAUGUUAGCCAUCAGGCAGAAUGCAAUUGGUCAUGUACGAUACGUCUUAAAAGAUGGAUUGAAGUGGCUCCCUCUGUACGGAUGGUACUUUUCUCAGCAUGGAGGUGUCUAUGUCAAGCGCAGUGCCAACUUUGAGGAAAAAGCCAUGAAAUGCAAACUGCUCUCUCAGACAAAAUGUGGAGCACCGAUGUAUCUAGUCAUUUUCCCUGAAGGAACUCGAUACAAUCCAGAUCUUCCCAAAGUGAUUCGUGACAGCCAAGCUUUUGCCAAGAAAGAAGGACUUGCAGUUUUGAAACACAAUCUCACUCCAAGAAUGAAAGCUUCUCAUAUAGCCAUCAGUACAAUGAAGGACCACCUGGAUUCUGUUUAUGACAUCACUGUGGCGUAUGAGGGUACUCUGAAUACUAAAGGGGAACGACGUUCUGCUCCCUCAAUGCCAGAAUUCCUGUGUAAGGAAUGUCCAAGGGUCCACAUCCACUUUGAGCGUGUGGAUCUGAAGGAGAUCCCCAAAGAAGCUGUGUUCUUCCGCAGAUGGCUGCAUGAAAGAUUUGAAAUCAAGGACAAGUUGCUGACCAGUUUUUAUGAGUCAGAAGUGCCUGAACAGAGAUGCAAAUUCCCUGGAGAAGGUCAAAGGUCACCACUGAGCCUCAAGAAGACAUUACCAUCACUGUUGUUUUUGGGUGGCCUCACUUUACCGAUGCUGUUCACAGAUACUGGCAGGAAACUCUACCUAAAAACUUGGAUUUAUGGGACCUUGGUGGGGUGGUUGUGGGUGAAUAUUAGUCCCUAAGGAACAGGUACACUCCUGUUAUGCCAUUAUGCGUAUCAGUCUUUUCCUCUUCAUCUUAGCUGAACAAUUUUUUUUUUUUUAAUGAAGCCUUCAGUUCAAUUCUGAAAAUUUGGGUCUCUGAAUACGAUUUUCCUGAACAGUCUGUCAUUAUAAGAAGCUUUUAACUCAUGAUCGGUUUCAAUCCAAGUAAAACUGAGCCAUUUGGAUGAAGUUGUAGUAUAUACAACUGAACCAAAUCUUACAUAUUUGAAGCCUUCUUGUGAGUUGUCUUAAAACAUUUUCUCUCCUGAAGAAACUGGUUAAACUGGCUUACUGAUGAAAAUUGAAAAGCUUACUUGAGAUAAUUAACCAGUCCAGCCAAGAGGAAGGGUGUUUAAGGCAAAACAGAAAUCUGUCUUUCAUUAAUCCGCCAUUUUCAGCGUCCACAUUACAAUAACCAUGAUGUACUGGCAAACUGGUAAUGUGUCAAAAAGAACCAUAAAACCAGCUGUCUUUCAACAGGGUUCUGGGUUAUGACUGGGGUUUAUAUACUGUGUUUACCUAAAUCUGAAGUAUUAUCUUCAUUGCAUUUAUUUGGUGUGCCUCCAUUUGUAUUUGCGCUUCAGAGGUUUGUAUGCUUGCAAAAUAUGCCCAUGAUUUUUUUGCUAGAAAUAAUGGCAAAACCGAGAAGGUUAAAUAAAAUUUACACCACUGUACCUACUUUUUUUUUUUUAGAAGCAUUCCUUCCUUUCUCUGCAAAUAGUGUUUUGUACAUGAAUACCAACUUGAGAAAAUGUGAACUGAUCAAAUAGACUAGUCCUCUGUUUGGGGGAAAAUACCUUUAUUUGCAUCAGUGAUUUUGGUCAAAGAAUCAAGUACACAGAAAGUAUAUGUACCAGCUUUUGCAAAUAACAGUACACCGCUUGUGGGAAAUGGCUAUGUACAGACAAUGCCAAUAUAAGUAUAUUUUACUUAAGUUUUACUUGGAGUAAUAUGCAUCAGUAUACCAUUUGUAUUAUUAUUUUGUACAACUACCUACUUUUAUGAUUUCAGAACAAAAUGUUACUAUAUAUAGUCAAACCUUUAAAUGAUUUUAAUUCAGUUCAGCUCAAUUCGAGUUAUUCCUCUUUUCCUUCCAUAUCUUAUUUUUACAGAACGUAAAAGAUACAUAAAGUAAAUUUGUUCAAUUUGAAUUCAGCACCAAGUUGUUUGUGAUUGCCUGAUUGGUCAAAAAAAGUAGUUGAACUAUCAUCAGUGAUAGACAAUUUCAAGUACUGUUUACUCCUUGAAAUAUGUGCCUUCUACUGUACCUUCUAGGGUUUGGUGUUUAUACCACUGAGUACUGUCACAGUUUAAGCCAUGUUGUUUGUAAUGUAUGCUGAGAUUAUCACAAGUGGACGGCAGGUGAAUUAUUCAUCAGUUGAGGUAAACCAAGUCUAGAUUAUCAUUUUAUUAAUUCAUUAACAUAAUUAUGUUAAGUCCCAAAACCGAUCAGAAAUCGAUGGCUUAGUAUUUAUGUAAACUGUUGCAGGUUAGAUAUUGAAUGGAUUUUAAAUACUUUCCCCAUUGUCUAGUUUAUGUGCUAGAUGAGGUAAUGAUUAAGAAAAUGUAUAAUUUCACUUAAGAAUAUUGACAAAUCGUUAGACUCAUGUUUCCACUGUUAGUAUUUGCUCAGCCAUGCCAGGUUUGUGUAGCUUUGUCUUGAGGUCGCAACCACCUGUUCCAUUAAAUGUUAUUUUUACAGAUUCAUAAAACUUGCACUGAUCUGAAAAAUAUGUUAAUUAUGCUCAGUAUUUUGAAAUAACACCAAAUAACACAAAGUUCAGUUGAACCUAGGGUGUAAUUUAAAGGUUCUCUCCAACUGCAGCAUCAUGUGAAUAUAUUUUAUUUGUUACUGGGUCAUUGAUCAAUAUUUCUGAAUUAUUAGAGUGAUUGGUCCUGGAAAAUGAGUCUUCAGUCUACCAGCAAACAAUGUGUUAACUCCAAGUGUGUAUCUAAUAAAGUGAGUAAUACAACACAAUUAGGAAAUUUAAAUGUUUUAUUGUUUCUAUUCUAUUCUACCAAAAUAUAUAUUUGUUCUUUUGCCUUGGUUUAUGCAUAUGAAUGAUUAUGUUACAGCAGCUUUGUGCAGGAUAUGUAGAAAUAUUACUGGGCAUGAUUUUGCUUUUCAAUAAUUCCUUUUGUGACAUGACUUUUUGAUACCAAAAUGUUGAAUGUUACCGAAACAUCCAUCCUGGUUUCGUUUGAAUGAUUUAGUUAUUCUGUUAAAAACCUUGACUUCUCAUUUAAGUUGAAUGCAUUUUUUAGAAGUGAUAAUUAGGCCAGUUUGCAUGCAUUUUCCUUCUAUAAUGUAACCAUACUGUUUGCAAAUACCAGAAUUCUACCUCUGCACACAUUUUGGUUCAAGAUUUUGUUCCAAAAUGUCUACAGAUAACUGAAUUAAUAUUGAAAUGGUUUCUUGUGCUUCAUAAUAUGUUUCUGUUUUUACCACAGCAUGUUAAAUAAAAAUAUAUUUUAUAAA